This is a messenger RNA of Sus scrofa (pig), 1180 nucleotides long. The record is from RefSeq and is a predicted model, not a curated record. NCBI's taxonomy places the organism in Eukaryota, Metazoa, Chordata, Mammalia, Artiodactyla, Suidae.
GAAACACCUAUUAAUACACUUUAGAAGGAAUAGUUGAAAGUGUCCCUAAGAAGCAGAACCAUUGUUCCCCAUGAGUCAAAAUAGGAAAGUGUCCAAAUUGUUCCAUUAGCCGAUGUGUCAUUUAAGAAAUAAGGAGAGGGCGAUUCUGAGUUUUCAAGUUUGCUUCCAAGUAUUUUGAGUUUGCUAAAACCUGGAGACUUUUGUUUUAUUCCAAUCUUUAUCAUCACUAUUAUGUUCUCCAGUAAUUUGUCUGAAGUUAAUGAUGGGAAACCAAACAUCAGUGAGGGAGUUCAUCCUUCUUGGAUUGACAAGUGACGCCAAGCUUCAAGCUGUGAUUUUCCUUUUUCUGCUCUUAACUUACAUUUUAAGUAUCACAGGAAACUUGACCAUCAUCUUUCUGACUCUGCUGGAUUAUCGCCUUCAAACUCCGAUGUAUUUCUUCCUCCGGAAUUUUUCCGUUUUGGAAAUAUCUUUCACCUCCGUCUUUGUUCCCCAGAUGUUAGUCACUAUUGGAACUGGAAACAGGACCAUCUCCUUUGCUGGUUGUUUCGCUCAGUAUUUUUUUGCCAUCCUUCUGGGAGCAACCGAAUUUUACCUUUUAGCUGCCAUGUCUUAUGAUCGCUACAUUGCCAUUUGCAAACCCCUGCAUUACACAGCUAUAAUGAGCCGAAGACUCUGCUUUCAACUUGUGCUGUGUUCCUGGUUCUCUGGUUUUUUAGUCGUCAUUGUGCCACAUGCAAUGACUCUCCAGCUGCCUUUCUGUGCCUCCAACAUCAUCAAUCAUUAUUGCUGUGACUAUACUGUACUGUUGCAUUUAUCCUGUUCAGACACACAUUUAAUAGAAGUGAUCGAGUUUGUCCUUGCUUCCGUUACCCUCGUCUUCACCUUGAUGCUAGUGAUUCUUUCCUACACAUACAUUAUCAGGACAAUUCUGCGAAUCCCCUCUGUUCAACAAAGAAAAAAAGCUUUUUCUACAUGCUCCUCUCACGUGAUUGUGGUCUCCCUUUCUUAUGGAAGCUGCAUCUUCAUGUAUAUAAAUCCCUCUGUAAAGGAUGCAGCCACUUUUAAUAAGGGAGUGGGUAUCAUAAAUACCUCUGUUGCUCCUCUCUUGAACCCUUUCAUCUAUACACUACGGAACAAGCAAGUGAAAAUGGCCUUCAGAGAUAUGGUCAGUAAAUAA